AACAGUGACUGUGCUGCAGGCUCAGGAGUACCAUGCUGCCCCGCUGUGCAUUCAGUGUGUGCCAUGUGUUUGUGUUGGUGCUGUGUCUGUCUUCGGCUGAGGACUUCGACUGGACAAAGAACGGUCACAGCUCCUUCCAUUAUGGCACUUUUCCAGCUGGAUUUUCGUGGGGUGCCGGCAGUUCAGCCUACCAAACAGAAGGAGCUUGGGACAAAGAUGGAAAAGGACUGAGCAUCUGGGACGUGUUCAGUCAUAAGAAAGGCAAAAUCCAAAGAAAUGACACCGGGGAUUCCUCCUGUGAGGGUUACCACAAAGUCAAGGAUGAUGUUUCCCUGAUGAAGGAGUUGAAGCUUAACCACUAUCGCUUCUCUAUAUCCUGGCCCAGGCUCAUCCCCACUGGCAUAAAGUCUGACCAUAUAAAUGAAAAGGGAAUACAGUACUAUGAUGAGCUGAUUAACCAUCUGUUGGAGAGCAAGAUCACUCCCAUUGUUACCCUGUAUCACUGGGAUCUUCCACAGGUCUUGCAAGAGAAAUAUGGCGGAUGGCAGAACAUAAGCAUGGUCAAUCAUUUCAAUGAAUUUGCGAGCCUUUGCUUUGAAAGAUUUGGUAACCGAGUGAAGUACUGGAUGACUUUCAACAAUCCAUGGUCGGUCGCAGUCGAAGGCUAUGAGACGGGUGAGCAUGCUCCCGGACUGCGGCUGAAAGGAACAGGUGCAUACAAAGCUGCCCAUCACAUAAUCAAGGCCCACGCGAAGGUUUGGCACACUUAUGACACUCAAUGGAGAGGGAAACAAAAAGGUCUAGUUGGCAUCUCCCUCUCCGGGGAUUGGGGAGAGCCGGUGGAUAUCAGCAACCAGAAAGACAUUGAGGCAGCUGAGAGAUAUGUCCAGUUCUUCCUGGGCUGGUUUGCCACACCCAUCUUUCAUGGAGAUUACCCUCAAGUGAUGAAAGACUUUGUCGGAAGGAAGAGUGCCCAACAAGGCCUCGGGACGUCCCGCCUGCCCACAUUUUCCCCCCAAGAGAAGAGCUACAUCAAGGGGACCUGUGACUUCCUGGGCAUCGGCCAUUUCACCACCCGCUACAUCACCGAAAAGAACCACCCAUCAGCUCGCGGCAGCGGCAGCUACUUCACCGACCGUGACCUGGCGGAGCUGGUUGACCCGCGGUGGCCCGACCCCGGCUCAGAGUGGCUCUACUCGGUUCCAUGGGGUUUCAGACGUCUGCUCAAUUUUGUCAAGUCUCAGUACGGAAACCCGAUGAUUUAUGUGACGGAGAACGGAGUCUCUGAGAAGAUGCUGUGCACAGAACUGUGUGACGAAUGGAGGAUCCAGUAUUAUAAGGACUACAUCAAUGAGAUGCUGAAAGCCAUCAAAGACGGAGUGAACGUGAAGGGCUACACCGCGUGGUCCCUGCUGGACAAGUUUGAGUGGGAUGAAGGUUACUCAGAGAGGUUCGGCUUGUACUAUGUGGACUUCAGGAACAAAAACAAGCCCCGCUAUCCCAAAGCUUCUGUCCAGUUUUACAAACGCGUCAUUAGCUCCAACGGAUUUCCCAAUCAGAGAGAGGUGGAGAACUGGAGGAGGAAGGCGGUUGAGACUUGUUCCUCCAGCAAUCAGCUCCUAGCUGCAGACCCUUUGACCAGCCAAAUGGAGAUGGUAACUGAAAUUGUUGUUCCCACCGUUUGCACACUCUCUAUUUUGCUCGGCGCCGUCUUCCUUAUGUUCCUGCUGCGGAGGCGGAACUAGACGUUGUGCAUCUUU
This is a messenger RNA of Pungitius pungitius (ninespine stickleback), 1760 nucleotides long. RefSeq names its product lactase-like b (gene lctlb). Gene Ontology annotation, biological process: carbohydrate metabolic process. The transcript is spliced from 13 exons. Gene Ontology annotation, molecular function: beta-glucosidase activity. The record is from RefSeq and is a predicted model, not a curated record. Lineage: Eukaryota; Metazoa; Chordata; Actinopteri; Perciformes; Gasterosteidae. Bases 33 to 1745 code for a protein of 570 amino acids.